AUGGCUCGCGCUAACUCCGCCGACCUGAGUGGCGAAGGCACGUGCUACCGCGACUUCCAAGGUCGCUUCCGCGACAGUCCUUAUUUCGGCAUGGUUGCGCAGGUUCCUGCGAGCAAGUUCGACAACAGCAAGGGCUGCGGAACGUGCUACGAAGUUUCCUGCACGGGCCGCGCAUGCAAGGGCGGCUCCGUGAAAGUGCGAGCGAUCGGGCAGGCCGGCGAGAACUUCAACCUCGAUACUCCCGCGUGGAACAAACUCGUGGGCGGCCAGGGCGGGCAAGUGGAGGUCACAUACGAUCCCGUGGAUUGCUCUAGCAGCGGUGGAAUGGCGGUGAGACUCGUGCCCGAUGCCAGCAAAUACAACUUCGCCCUUCAGAUUUUCGGAGCGGCGAGGCGCGGACGAGUGGAGAAGGUGGAGAUAUCCAAGGACGGGAAAGAGUGGAAGAGCAUGACGAACAACGGAUGGGGCGCGACGUGGGUGCUGAAUCCCGCCACGGGCGUCGUGGAUGCGGGGCGCGCGGUGAGCGUGCGCGUGUCGGGCAGCGGGAAGCAGGUGGUGCUGGGCGGCGUGAUCCCGAGCCAGUGGAGCGCUGGGCAGAUCUACAAGAGCAGCAAAAACUUCUAG
Messenger RNA from Closterium sp. NIES-65, 624 nucleotides. NCBI's taxonomy places the organism in Eukaryota, Viridiplantae, Streptophyta, Zygnematophyceae, Desmidiales, Closteriaceae. The record is from the annotation of a GenBank genome assembly.